This is a messenger RNA of Macrosiphum euphorbiae (potato aphid), 1029 nucleotides long. Lineage: Eukaryota; Metazoa; Arthropoda; Insecta; Hemiptera; Aphididae. The record is from the annotation of a GenBank genome assembly.
AUGGGUGCUAGGAUGUGGAUUUCGUGGUCUGUGAUUUUACUCCUCGGCGUCUGUGUGACGGAACAAGCGUAUUUUCUGGAAGAAGAUUUCAUCGAAAGUAUCAACGAAAGAGCAAAGACGUGGAAGGCCGGUAUUAACUUCGAUCCAAACACACCGAAGGAAUACAUCGUCAAACUUUUGGGAUCGAAAGGAGUACAAGUCCCGAACAAACUCAACCUUAAAAUGUACAAAUCAGGUGACGAAGCUUACUCGAACCUGUUUGGCAGAAUUCCAAGGAAGUUCGACGCGAGAAAAGAGUGGAGACGGUGUAUCACGAUUGGACAAGUCCGAGACCAAGGAAAUUGUGGAUCGUGUUGGGCGUUCGCUACGAGUUCAGCGUUUGCCGACCGGCUGUGUAUAGCCACGAACCAGGAAUUCAAUGAACUGUUAUCCGCAGAAGAGUUGACUUUUUGCUGCCAUCUGUGCGGUUUCGGGUGUCACGGAGGUUACCCGAUCAAAGCUUGGAGUUAUUUCAAGCGACACGGUAUCGUGACAGGAGGUGAUUAUCAAUCGGAAGAGGGUUGUGCGCCGUACCGAGUACCGCCUUGCAUUAGUGACGAACAUGAAAAUAACACGUGCAGAGGUCAGCCAAUGGAAAGAAACCACAGAUGUACAAGGAUGUGUUACGGAGAUCAAGAAAUCGAUUAUGAAGAAGACCACAGAUUCACGAGAGACUAUUACUACCUCACAUAUGCAAGUAUCCAAAAAGACGUUAUGACUUAUGGACCGAUCGAAGCGUCGUUCGACGUGUACGACGACUUUCCCAGUUACAAGUCAGGUGUUUAUGAAAAAUCGGAAAAUGCUACAUACUUGGGAGGACAUGCCGUGAAGUUGAUCGGUUGGGGUGAAGAUUACGGAGUCCCGUAUUGGUUGAUGGUCAACUCUUGGAACGAAGCUUGGGGGGACCAUGGUCUUUUCAAAAUUCGACGAGGGACGAACGAAUGCGGAGUCGAUAACUCGACGACUGGUGGUAUUCCAGUGGUUUACUAA